Molecule: messenger RNA, 3716 nt
Organism: Chlorocebus sabaeus (green monkey)
Lineage: Eukaryota; Metazoa; Chordata; Mammalia; Primates; Cercopithecidae
Source: RefSeq, a predicted model, not a curated record
CAGCACGUCGACGCGCGGCUUUUUUUCAGCCGGGUCCCGCUAACUCGGCUGCGGUGUGUCUGCGUCUGUGGCCAGGCUGUUUCUUGGCUAAGAGAGCUGUCGUCGCGGACCGGCGCGGUUAGCAGGGCUUAGUGCUCGGCCUGGCCGCCCUGACCUCCCUCCCGGCUUUUCCUUCCGACUUAUCCACUUUAGGGGCGUCUCGGAGUGGCGGAGGCCCCCGGGGAAGAGCGGGGUGCCGGUGUCCGCUCCGGGCUCGGAUGGGAAGUGGCGGGAGGAGCGACCCGGGAUGUUCAGUCUGAUGGCCAGUUGCUGCGGUUGGUUCAAGCGGUGGCGGGAGCCCGUCAGAAAGGUGACUCUUUUGAUGGUGGGACUUGAUAAUGCUGGUAAAACCGCAACAGCAAAGGGAAUCCAAGGAGGUUUUUUUUUGGUAGAGAUGGGGUCUCCCUAUGUUGCCCAAGCUGGUUUGGAAUGCCUAGCCUCAAGCUAUUCUUCUGCCUUGGCCUCCAAGAGUGCUGGGAUUACAGGCAUGAGCCACCACGCCCAGCCCGGCCAGAAUACCCUGAAGAUGUAGCUCCCACUGUUGGAUUUUCAAAAAUUAACCUUAGACAAGGAAAGUUUGAAGUCACCAUCUUUGACUUGGGAGGUGGAAUAAGAAUUCGGGGAAUCUGGAAGAAUUACUAUGCUGAAUCCUAUGGGGUAAUAUUCGUUGUGGAUUCCAGUGAUGAAGAGAGAAUGGAAGAGACAAAAGAGGCUAUAUCAGAAAUGCUAAGACAUCCUAGGAUAUCAGGAAAACCUAUAUUGGUGUUGGCAAACAAACAAGAUAAAGAAGGAGCAUUAGGAGAAGCUGAUGUCAUUGAAUGUCUAUCUCUGGAAAAAUUGGUCAAUGAGCACAAGUGCCUGUGUCAGAUAGAACCAUGCUCAGCAAUCUCGGGGUAUGGAAAGAAAAUUGACAAGUCCAUUAAAAAAGGCCUUUUUUGGCUGCUACAUGUUAUUGCAAGAGACUUUGAUGCCUUAAAUGAACGCAUCCAAAAAGAUACAACAGAACAGCGUGCUCUUGAGGAACAAGAUAAACAAGAAAGAGCUGAACGAGUGCGAAAAUUACGAGAAGAAAGAAAACAAAAUGAACAAGAGCAGGCUGAACUUGAUGGAACCGGUAGUCUGGCUGAAUUGGACCCAGAACCAACGAAUCCUUUCCAGCCAAUAGCAUCUGUAAUCAUUGAGAAUGAAAGAAAACUUGAAAGAGAGGAAAAAAAGCAAAAAAUGGAGACAGACAGUGAUGGCUGCCACCUGAAACAUAAAAUGGAGCAUGAGCAAAUAGAGACAGAAGGUCAAGUUAAUGACAGUGGCCAAAAAAAUAAUGAAUUUGGACUAGUAGAAAAUUAUAAGGAGGCAUUAACACAGCAGUUAGAGAAUGAAGAUGAGACAGACCGGCCAUCGUUGGAAUCAGCUAAUGGUAGAAAGAAAACUAAGAAACUAAGAAUGAAAAGGAACCACCGGGUAGAACCACUUAAUAUAGAUGACUGUGCUUCUGAGAGUCCAACACCACCCCCACCCCCUCCUCCUGUUGGCUGGGGAACCCCUAAAGUCACUAGACUUCCAAAACUUGAGCCUCUUGGUGAAACACGUCAUAAUGAUUUCUAUGGGAAGCCGCUGCCUCCCUUGGCUGUGCCACAGCGACCUAAUGGUGAUGCUCAUGAUGUGAUCUCAUAAACAAGACAUAUGGAGGAGUUCUCUUAAUAUCAGCAAGGUGAAGUGGGACAUUCUUCUUUCUCAGAAGAAGAAACAUGUUGUAUAUUGAUGACUGGGGCAAGAUAACCAUAACGAUUUUAGUGAGAAGAUUAAUACUCAAGGACCUGACUUGAUAAUUAAUUAUUUGUGUUCUUCAUGGCUAAAAAAUAAAGGAAGCACAAUGACCAGUACAUAAAAUCAGCAUUUGGAACAAAUUAGCAAGAUUUACUGUUAACUCUGGUUUAUACAUCCCCACUCAGGAGGAUACUUCUGAAGGAAAACUUUAGAAAAAGAGCCAGUGAACUCAGCACUUUCUUUACUAUUUGUUCAAUAGCCUGUAUUUCUAGAUAUUAAGUAUUUUUUGUAAGAUACAUGCACAUAGAAGGGGGACUUCUAGGAGUUUAUAACCAAAAUUUUAAAACUAUUUUUAUAUUUUUUUAAAUCUUUAAAAAUUUUAAUUACUAUGAUAUUGAUUAUACACCUUUUUUUUAUAGAUGAUUUGUUUAAAUUGUGUCUGGAAAAUAGAGUUGAUUUACUUUCAGACAUGAACUAUACAAACAGGAUAUAUUUAUAUGGCUUGAGGUAUGUUUUGUUCUUUAAGUGUAAGUCAUAAUUUGACCUAAUUUAAAUAUAAUAUAUUUUUGAAAUAGAUUCUCAGAUCUUUAUUCUACCAAUUAUAUGAUUUGAAAACAGUACUCAGUGAGAGAGACUGGAAAUACUUUUUGUACCUAAAGGUUUUUGAAAUUAAUCAAAAUAUAUUCUGUGAGAUACUAUUAAAAGUUUCAAUAAAGUCCUAUUUUAAAGGUUAGACACUUUCAGAGAUCAAGGUGCUCCCUAUACUCCCUUGUUCCAUCAGAAGCUGCAGUAACUCUUUUAGGUGAUUCUAAUUCUUUCAUGCCUUGAAAUUAAACUAUGAAAUUAAAGGCAGAAAGACUGGAAAACCUACUGCAGGUCCAAAGACUUCUGUUUUACAACUGGGAAACAGCUUGUGUACUAAAGUAACAAGAAUAAAAAUGUUGGCCCAAAAUUACUUUUAUAAAUAAAUAAUUCCAAAAUAAUUUCUUAAUUUAAGAUGAUAGCACUUCUCUUGCACUUAAGAAUGGCAUCCAUAAGAUUCUGUAUUUGGCAUUUAGACAGACUUCUAGAUGUAUAUUUUGAAUAACAGAUUCAUAAUGUUACAUUUAAUUGAAAACAAACCUUUAUAUCCCAGUGAAAAUAGUAUAAACAGAAUGAUUUUUAUAUCACCUUGUUAAGAUUGGUGCUUUUGGUAACUUGUACUGACACAACAGACAUAUACUAGUAUCUGAUAAUAACAUUAAGUACAUUUUUUGUCGUUUAAUAUAUUUACUUUAAAAAUUUUACUUCAGAACAUGAGAUUUUAUUCACAUUUUUUAACUCACCGAAUUUUAACAAUCAGGUCACCUGUACUCCAGUGAGCAUUGUAUAUGUUCUUGGAGUUUGUACAUCGGACUUACCAAGCACACUGAGUGAGUUAAAAGCAUUUGACUUCAGAUCUAAAAUUCAUAACAACCUGAAUUUGAGAGGUGGCUGAAAUGUGAUAAAAAGCAAUAAGAAAAGAUAGAAUGUAAAUUUUGAAAAGGAUUUUAAAGGGAAAAUUGCACAGCUUUUUGUAACAUUUACUCAAUUUUAAAACUAAACUCGUACUUUUGCCAUCUUUUUAAUAUUUAUCUCAGGAGUAUACGUGUUUUUAAACUUUUUGUUUUCUAUCUGUGUUUACUGUAGUGUAGCUACUGACUUCAUUUAAUAAAAAUAAAUGAUUUUGAAAUUAAAUAUAAUAUAGAAUUCACAUUUUAUAUAGCUCUCAAAAAAUUAAUUUUUAUUCCUUACGCGUUUUAAAAACAUUUAAAAAUAUGUUUUGUAAAUCCAGGUGUAUUUUAACAAUUAAAUGCCUAUUUUGUUAUAUGUUAUAUUUUUAUUCUUAAUUCUGAAUUUUGACAUUUUCACACAAUAAAUAUAAUUUAUGUCAA